Myripristis murdjan (pinecone soldierfish) is the source of this 3963-nucleotide messenger RNA. Its product is annotated as zinc finger BED domain-containing protein 1-like. Gene Ontology annotation, biological process: regulation of transcription by RNA polymerase II. Gene Ontology annotation, molecular function: protein dimerization activity; DNA binding. The coding region runs from base 144 to 2210 and encodes 688 amino acids. The record is from RefSeq and is a predicted model, not a curated record. The transcript has 2 exons. Gene Ontology annotation, cellular component: nucleus. Lineage: Eukaryota; Metazoa; Chordata; Actinopteri; Holocentriformes; Holocentridae.
CGGAAGCAGAGGAGAAUGUGGUUGCUGUCAGUCUUGCUGCCUCUCGUACGGCUGUAUUUAUGUGGCGUUAAAGUUCUUCUGUACCAGCUGUUCAACAGAUCGUUUACGUUACCAGGUACUCAAUAAUGAGUGAAGGCAUCUAGAUGGAUUGUUUGCCAAAGGAACCAAUGGAGGGUAGAAGUGCAGGAGCUUCAUCCUCUGGGCUCAAUCUUGUUGCUCACCCACGGGCAAAAAGCAAAGUCUGGAGAUACUUUGGCUUUGACACGGAUGCAGAUGGGUGUAUAUUGCACUGGAAAAGGAUUUAUUGUCGUGUGUGUAUGAGUCAAAUUGCUUACUCUGGAAACACUUCCAAUCUGUCAUACCACCUAGAAAAGAACCACCCUGUAGAGUUCAGUGAGUUUGUGAAAAGCAACACAGAUCAGAUGCGGGAGGCGUAUGCUACAGCCUUCUCCAGGAUCAAGGCUGAGCCCUCUGCCCCACAUCUUCAGCAAUCCCAGGACACAAACUCAAGGCAGAGUUUCGGCUAUGAAAAUAGAAGACACAAUGAUCUGACAGUAGCUGUCAUCAACUUCAUCUGUGAAGGGAUGUACCCUGUUUCUAUAGUUGAAGAGCAUACUUUCAAGUCCUUACUGAGAACCAUUGAUCCUGGAUACUCACCACCCAGCAAAAGCGACCUUGCAGUUAAAAUGCUUCCGCAGAUGUAUUGUCGCACCCGUGAGAUUGUCCUGACUGAAUUAGCUGGGGUUGUGAACUGUGGAGUCACCACAGACCUUUGGCAAAGCCAAACCCAGAACAGAACUUAUAUUUCACUCUCCAUGCAUUCUGUUAAUCACAACAGUACAACUGGCUUCUCCGUAACCAGCAAGUGCCUUAAAACUUUUGAAGUGCAAGAGGACAAUACUGCAGAAAAUAUCACUAGAGCAAUAUAUGAAGCCUUUGUUGAAUGGGGCAUAACUCAUAAAGUGAGCGGGGCCACUACUAAUGGUUCAGUGGAUAUCGUGAAAGCAUGCUCACUCCUGGAACUGUCGGUAGAAAUGCCUUGCCUUGGACACAGCAUCAACCGAGCAAUGGAUGAAGCCUUUGAGCUGCCUCGAAUAGACAGUUUUUUGGGGUGUUGUCGCAAACUUGUCGAUCAUUUCCGAGAAACACCAAUGGCAAUGUAUCUACUGAGACAAAAACAGAAGCAGCAUGGCCUUUCUCUGUGUACAUUGCUCACAGACAGGGGCAGGUCUUGGUUGGCUACGCUGGCAAUGCUCCAAAGGAUUAAAGAGCAACAGAUUGCUAUAACUGCAAUGCUUGUGGAGAAUUCCAACAACCAUAAUUUGACCUUUGAUGGUGCUGACUGGGCCAUGGUGGAGGGUUUGAUUGAAGUCCUACAGCCAUUUAAAGUUGUGGCAAACAUGAUCACUUCCUGUACAUACCCGACAAUUAGUAUGGUGAGGCCUGUGCUUCACAUGCUAUUGAACACAACCCUCAAGGUCAAGGAAGGGGACCUCAAAGAGAUCAGCAUGACCAAAGAAGUAAUCUCAAAGGUUCUGUCCAGCACUUACUCACAGACGCAGGAAAUUUCAACAUUCCUCAACAUUGCUACAUUCUUGGAUCCACGGUACAAGAGACUGCCUUUCCUGUCCACUCAGGAACGCUCCCAAGUUGAGAGUAAUGUCAUUGAUGAGGCAAAGGCAAUUCUUGAGAAACAGAUUGCUGAGCAACCCUGUCUUGACGAUUUCUCUGUGAUGUCUGAUGAGCCGCCUAGCAAAAAACAGACAACAUUAACGCAGCAUCCAGGGUGCAGUGCGACCCAAGACAACCCACUGGCCGCCAUUUUUUGCCAGUCAGACACAGACCAGAGCCAGGAAGAAUUGCAUGCUCAGGUGGUGGAGGAGUUGAGCAACUACAAAUCACAAAGGAUCUUGGGACUAAACGAAGACCCUUUGCUUUGGUGGUCGAGCCAUGCGGCCUUGUUCCCCACCCUCCCCAAGGUUCUUCAGAAAUACUGGUGUGUUCCUGCCACCAGUGUCCCUUGUCAUAGACUGUUUAGCUCCUCAGGCACUGUUCUCUGUGGAAAGAGGAACCGAAUAGCUCCAGCACUGGUAGAUCAACAGGUGUUCCUGUAUGAGAACAUGCGGAGCUAUUAUGAGCCAGAGCCCAGAGAAGAUGAUUUGGAGGACCUUUGGGAUGAGAAUUGCACUGUGGGUCAGCCACUGGAGUGAAUAUGUUUAUAGCACAGAACUUGAAUUGAAGUAGAACAAACUUUCCCAUUCAAAUCACCCUAGUAGGAUAGUUAGCGCAUCGGCCAUUUUAAACUUUGUCCGUUGCUGGCCUAACUUCAUACUCCAGUGGGUGCUAACUCUGAUCAUUGAUCAGCAAGUAACCACAGCACAAGAUAUCUUUUCACUUCUCAAAGGAGUAUGACACACUUUAUUGCCCUAAAGACGUGUGUCACUGUAGCAACUAACCACAAUUGCCAUUUUAUUCUGCACCAGCCAAAUGACCAAGGCAGUUCAAUGACCAUUCUACUCCAUUCAAGUUCUAUGGUGUAUACCUUAGCAUAAGGUCAAAAGAUAUUUGAAUUUGUAUUAUAGUCAAUUUAUUUUGUAUAAUCUACAUGCAAGAGUCUCUCUGAUAUGAAAAUGCUAUGAUCCAGGUUAGGGAUGCACAAUAUGGAUUUUUUUCAACUGAUGUCAAUAACCGAUAAUUACCUGGUUCUCGUGGCCAAUACCUAUACGAUAAGUGAUAAUAAUUUCACAUUUUUGUUUUUGUUUUAAAAAGCAGUUCAUAACCUGUAUUUUAUGCACACCAGAGAGUAACAAAGGCAAAGAUGUAGUGAGCAAAGAUGGAUGAUUUAAUAUUCCAUAUCUCUGGCAUAACCAAAUCUGUCGACACAACAAAAAUAGAGAACAGUUCAGAUUCUUCAAUUAUUGUUAUUAUUGUUAUUGUUAUUAUUAUAUAGUGAAGAACAUCAAAAAACUUCACAAACAUACUUUGACUUUUAUAGAAUAUUUUUCCAAUUUGCAUACUCACUGGACUAACGUCAGAAGUCAACAUGUCCAUGAUAAAACUUCUGUCAGUUUCGUUGGUAGGGAUCAGACUGUGCAUGUGUGUGGUGAGCACAUCAUACAGGACAGGCAGGCAUACGUCUGCAAAGUAGCUGUGGCUUGGCAGAGUGGACCGGGGCUCCAAAUGCCCCAGUAGCUGGCAAAACCCCUGGUCUUUUACGAUGGAAAAAGGCUGGUCAUCAAGAGCCAUAAAUUCAAUGAUUUUGUCAUGACCUUCUUUAGGCUUUGGGCUGUCUCUGCUAAAGUUCCUGCAGUUUUCAAAUGCCUGUUGAAUAGGGACUCUGCCACACUUGCUUUUUUUUUUUUUUUUUUUUGUGCCAACGCUAGCUGCUAAUGCUUCAUAUUCAGUCCACCUUUCAGGUGACUUGUAAGAUUUGUUGUGUUGAAACUCCUAGACUUUUUCCCUCCUCUAGGAACCUUUGUGAAAUAUGUUUUGCAAAUUGCAGUCAUGUCGUCUUCCUCUGAAACAGUGAAAAUCCUCCACACUGGUGAUGCCAUGUUUAGCUGCACUGCACAGCUAGCCUGAUGUCAGGCAUCAAAGCAUAGCACCACCUACUGUACUGUCAGUAUUUAUUGACUAUAAUUUCAUUAAAAUGUUGAAAUAACAACAUAAAAAUCACAUUAUCUGUUGAUAAUUCAUCAGAUCGAUAUAUAUCGUGCAUCCCUAAUCAAGAUGUUUAUCAGUCACUGGUAAUAUUCUUUGAUUUUGGCUUACUGUCUCUCCUUCAAAAGGAACAUAAACAUUUAGGGCAGUCUGUACCCUUUAAUAUCUCGAAUUUUACUCAAUCUAUAAUCCACAAAAUAUGAGAAAAUUAUUGCACACUGCUAUCACUGAAAAAAAAAAAACUCAUUACACCAGGCUUGUUCUGCUCAUAUAAAAUGUGUAGUAAAGGCAGUGUUGUCCGAU